AUGUCUUACUAUGAUAUCGACUCAAUAUUAACAGACGCACAAAAACUGCCCUGUACCUUCGAGCUCGAGGUACCGGGACUAGGAAUCCUCGAAGGCAAUCCGGGCGAAGAUAUCAAAGCUGGAACCCGGAUCGACCUGCCACUAUGGCUUGGUGAAAUGCUUUCGAUCGGAGCACGACUGGGUACCUCCCGUCUAGUCACACUCGAUAUGCUAGAUGCACUUUCAGAGCGGGUGAUGAAUGCACUGAAGGCAGACCCCCGCACAAUCGAUCUGCGCGCUUUGGCACCCCAUUUUUACAAUCUCAGCGAACGUAUUCUCGAACUAUUCGAAGAAGAAGAGAUAGUUGAUGUUCUUGGUGAUACAUUCAAGAAACGAGCGGCGGAGAUUGCAGACCACGCACAUAAUUCGCGUGGUGCGGUUGGUGACGGAGUUGAUUUCUUGCGUGGGUUGGAUGAGACUGAGCGACAGUUGUUCCGGGCUGCUUAUGAUCGAGCAAAAGAUAUGCGAAUUUGGUCCGGAGAAGCGAAGCGGAAAUGA
This is a messenger RNA of Penicillium antarcticum, 537 nucleotides long. RefSeq lists its product as uncharacterized. The transcript is spliced from 6 exons. Gene Ontology annotation, cellular component: GINS complex. The record is from RefSeq and is a predicted model, not a curated record. Lineage: Eukaryota; Fungi; Ascomycota; Eurotiomycetes; Eurotiales; Aspergillaceae. The coding region runs from base 1 to 537 and encodes 178 amino acids. Gene Ontology annotation, biological process: mitotic DNA replication initiation.